Rotaria sp. Silwood2 is the source of this 26439-nucleotide messenger RNA. The record is from the annotation of a GenBank genome assembly. Lineage: Eukaryota; Metazoa; Rotifera; Eurotatoria; Philodinida; Philodinidae.
AUGGCGCAACCGGCGUCAAAACCAACAUUUUCUGUCGAGGAUACAUCCAAAAGAUUGAAAGUUGAAUUAGCACGAUUAUUGAAUGAAAAUAAUGGGGAUACAAGUCUGGCUCAAGUACUGAUGGAUCGACUCAUAGACAAUGUGCGACGAUUAACGAUGGAACAAGCUGGAGAUUUUCUUCGCUUCGUAUUCUAUCCAUUUGGAACUGGCAUGCUCAAUCUCAGUUCGCAGGUGACAGCUAUCAAGAUGGUUAAUCUUAUGGCUUUGUGGCUAAGAGCAAAGCCCAGUGAAGCUCCAGCACGAGGUUUACUUGAGCAUGUUCGAGAACGAAAAAUUACUAUUGUAACUGUGCUGCCAAAUGGUGCACUUCAAUUUGAUCGACAAGAUAAUCCAAACAAACCCCUUACGCUUGUUCAUCUAAUUCGUCUAUUUCGUUGUCCUCAUUGUACUGGCAAAGAGAUGAAUGGAUUAAUUCAGCUACUUACUGAAUGUAUCAAUUUCAAUGAAAAUAAUGCUGAAGAUAUGUGUAAAUAUCUUGUUCAGCCAACUUUUUUCGAACCAAUUUGGCGAAUCUAUUUCGAUCCAUUAAUAAUAGAAAGUGCUCAAUGUAUGGAUCCUGCAGUUUGUUCUGAUGCUGUUAAUCAAUUAGCAUACCGAUCAAAACAAAAGCUUAUUGUAAAAUGGAGUGACGGUCGUGAAGAUGAAUGUAAUGAUGGAUGUGCUUUACCACGUCUACGUGUUAAUGAUAUUAUUCAUAAAGCACUAGAUGCUUGUCAACAUUCUGAAGAACUUCAGAAUAUAUUAACACCUAUGAGUUUAACAAGUAUAAAAGCUAUUCAUAUAUUUCCUGUAUGGCUUGAACUUUUUCAUUAUUUAUUGAAUUUAAAAUCAAAACUUUUCGAUAUUAAAAUGUAUGAAAUUAUAUUCGAUCGUUUACGAGUUCUUGAUAUGAUUGGCUAUGAUAAACAAUUACAACAGUUUAUUAUUAAUCUAUUCAGUAUUUGGCCAACUAUAGAAGAUGAUAAUUUACAUAAAUUUGUUUUAUGUCAAAUUGUUGAAUUUAUAAAAAGAAUUAUUGAUUGUAAAACAGAUGAAUCAAAUACUCUCAUUGAACAACUAACAGAACAUAUUAAUGCAAAUACACCAUUUUCUAAUGUACGCGGUCACAUGUGCUUUUAUAUUCUACUUGAAGAAUUACUACCAAAAUAUUGCGAAGCACGUUUAAUUAAAGCAAUUAAAAAAAUUGAUAAAAGUUAUAUUUUAUAUUAUAUUGAUUAUGUUAUUGAAAAUAAUCAAAAUAAAUGUUGUGCUUUGCACUGCACUAACGGUACAUAUGAUCAUUGUUCAAUUUUAAUAUCAAUAUUGGAUCAUAUAAGUACAUUUACGGAAAUUAAUUUAUUAUCUCCAAUUAUCAGUUACAUUAUUAAAUAUCCAUCAAAUAUAAUUUGUUUUGAACUUCUCAAACAUUCACUUUGUCCAAUAACAACAUUAGUUACAUAUAUUCAACAGGUAAAUCAUGAACAAGUAAAUGAAUUACUUCAAUGUUGUGAAUUAGAUAUUGCUGAACAAUUUAUUCCAACUCUAUUAACAAUUAUUGAAACAUUAACAAAACACUUACAAACAGAAAAAUCUCUAUUUGAAACUAGACUUCAUUUGAUUAUUCAAACAUGGUUGUUAAUUACUGAUAUUCCAUCAAUAAAUAUUCGUCUUAUUGAAUUACUUCUUGAUAUUGGCUAUUCAAGAUAUAAUAAAUAUAAAACAGAUAUUGCAGAUUUUUUUCUUCAUCAAUAUCUACCUAAAUUUCUAUCAAUUAAUUUCGAAAAGCCAAGUCAAUUAUCUCAUAUUAUCUUAUUUGUUGCUUCAUUUGUGGAUAAUGAUUCUUCAGCAAUACUUCGAUGUGAACCAUUAUUGAAGACUCUUUUUCAUCAAAUUGAAGAAUCUAAAGAUAAUGAGUCGGUAGAUAUAUGUAAAUUUCAUCUACUUAGUCUUAGUAAUGAAAUUAUUAAAGAGCGAUCACGCUCAAAACUCGUUGAAUUACUCUCACCAUUUACAUUAGAUAUUAUACCUAUAUUAGGUCGUAUAGGUGAAUUAAAACGAGCAGCUAUUAUUCUACUUGCUGAGAUUUUAGAACUAUCACCAAAUGAACGUUCUAUACUUGAUGAAUUAAUCCAAAAUCAAUCCAAUGAUGAUCACUCAAGUGAUGUUAAGGCUAGUGAUCAACGACAACAAACAUCAUUUUUUUCAACAGAACUUACUCAAACGCCGGAUAUUGUUCGAAUAGGACAUGAUGAUUUUAAUAAUGGACAUGAAUUAUUAAAUAAAUUAAAUAAAGCCAAGUCACAUGAAAUUGAUCAUAUAUUACGAUCAUAUUUAUCAGAUCGACAUGUCAAUCAAUCACCUCCUAUUAUCGAUCAUCAACAACAAAAAGAUCGCUUAAUUUUAACAGCAACAGCACGAGAAAAUGUAACUAAAGUUCUUGAAGUACUUGAUGAUCCUGUUCCAAUUUUACUCGAAGGUAGCACUGGUGUUGGUAAAAGUGCAACUGUUAUGGAAGCAGCUAAACUAUCUGGUCGUGAACUUAAACGUUAUAAUAUGUCAUCACGUGUAUCUAUUGAUGAUUUACUUGGUAAAGUAGCAAUUGUACCAGGUGAACAAGGUCAAUCAGUACAAUUUAAAUUCGAAAAUGGACCAUUUACAAUGGCAUUUAUUGAAGGUCAUUGGAUGCUUUUUGAUGAACUUAAUUUAGCACAAGAUACUGUACUACAAGCUAUUGAAUCAGCUCUUGAUAGACGUCAAUUAGCUAUAUGCGAUGGAAGUUCAGCACAACAGUCUGCUAUUGUUUAUCAUAUGCAUGAAAAUUUUCGAUUAUUUGCAACACAAAAUCCAAAUACAGGCUUUUUUAAAAAUAAACGUGAAAAAUUAUCACCAUCGUUUUUAAGUCGAUUUCGACCGCUGAUCUUUAAAGAGCUACCUGAUAUCGAAUGGCGUGAAAUAGUUCAUAGGCGACUAUCACCUUAUUUAUUUAAUGAGGCAGAAAGUUUAGCUGAAUUGAUGGUUUCGAAUUUUAAUGCUAAAAUUAAGAAAAUGUUAAAUAAUGAAGAGCAAACAUUCAUUGAAACGGGACCGUAUGCCGAAAUUUCCAUACGUGAACUUCUUAAAUGGAUUGAUUUUAUUACUUGGCAAGCACAAAAUAAUUUAUGGCCUUCAAACGGAACUCAACGAACAGCUUUACUUAGUUUUAGUGCUUGGUGUGUAUACGGUGCUCGAUAUCGCCAUAUUGGUCGAACUCUAGUAGAAAAACUUUUAACAGAUGAUGGUAGAGGUGGUUGGGGUAGACCAGCAUUAAAUAAUAUUAAAUUUACUGUUGAUCACAAACAAAAUAAAAUCUUUUUUGAUAAUGUACCAUGUUUAAUACGACUCGAUUCAUCUAUUGAUAAUUUUGAAAAUGAAUGGAACCGUAUCGUAGAUUCGGCUGAAUUAAAAAAUAUCAAAUAUAAUAAAAAUCUAUGGAAUUUAGCCAUUCAAACUCAUCAAAAAAUUCAUAAAAUAAUGCUUGAUAAAGAAUUUAUUAGUAAACAUGGUAUUUAUCGUAUUGAUCGUUCUUGGUUAGAAGAAUGGAUUAUAUCAGCUGCACAUUAUGGUCGACUUGAAAACCAAGAUAAUUUUGCUAAACAUGGUUGUCAAUUAUAUGAGAAUCAUGUUCGUCAUAUUCAAGCUCAAAAAAAAAUUCGCUCCUGUUUUACAAAUACAUUUGAAAAUAUUGAUUUUAAUAAAAACAAUUUCAAAGAAUUUUUAGUGCAACCAGAAAUACCAUAUGUUCUUACAGAUCGAGCAUUGAAAACACUUAAACAAGUAUGUUUUAAUCGAACUAUUAAACAACCAAUUCUUGUUACUGGUCCUGAAGGUUGUGGAAAAUCUGAACUUCUAUUAACUCUAGCAUGGUUUUGUGGUCAACAAGUACAACAAUUAAAUACUACACCUGAAACUGAGCCAUCAGCUUUGAUUGGUCAGCUUGUUCCCAAUGAUAAUAGUGACAAAGAUGAAUUUAAUAAAGAUAAAAAAUUGAUUUGGCAAAAUGGUGCUGUAACAACAGCAUAUACAACUGGUCAAUGGGUACUUUUAGAUAAUUUAAGUGUAGCCGAAUCAUCUGUACUUGAACGACUCAAUCCUGUACUCGAACAGAAUCCAAUGUUGUGUUUAACAGAAAAAGGAGAAAUAAACGAACAAAAAAUCCAUUCAGAUUAUCAACUGGUUGCUACAAUGACACCACCUGAUAGCCAUCAACAGUCACAUGGUAAUAUAAGUGGUGCAUCGAGUGAACUUUCGCCAGCACUGUAUAAUCGUUUUGGCAUUGUUCAUAUGAUGGAUAUAUCAUUUAGUGCAACUGAUAAUUCAUCGGAAAUACUUGAUAUUGCUAAAGCUCUUCUAUCCGAUGAACCUGACACUGAUCAUGAAUUAGCUGUAAAAUUAUGUCGUACGAUUCUUGACUUCUACGAAUGUGAACAUAAAAGUUUUCCAAAAUUUACUUUGCGAAAUAUUAUUCGAUUACUUGAUAGUGCAUAUCUUUUACGAUUAAAAUUUAAAUCUGAACUUGAUUUUAUUUCUAGUCUUUGGACAGCAUAUCAUGUUACAAUUGCAAAUCAAAUUAAAAACAAUGAUCUUAAAAAUAAAGUUACAAAACGUGUUCAAGAACUAUUACGUAAUAGUAAAAAUUCUACUGUAUUGAAACAACCUAAUUUUCUUAAUCAAAUCAUUCCAAAUAAAGAACAUAUUUUGACUGAUAGUCGAAUUAAUUAUGCUAAUGCAGUUUUAGGUGCUGUAGCUUGUAAAAUUCCACUUUUACUUGAAGGUCCAGCAGCAGUUGGCAAAACUGCACUUAUUUCACAUUUAUGGAAACAUAUGAAAUCAUCAGAUGAUAAUACAACUGUGCAUUCAUCUUCAGUAAAACUUGCACGCGUUAAUAAUACAGAUACAACAACUAUACAAGAUUAUCUCGGUACAUUUCUACCAGUUAAUAAAGACUUUGUAUUUCAAGAAGGUGCACUCUAUCGAGCUAUGAAAAAUGGCUGGUGGUUUCUUGCUGAUGAAUUUAAUUUGGCUGAUCCAUCUGUUAUGAACACUCUUUUCCCAUUAUUAGAAGGUAAAAAUUCUAUUGCUAUACCAUCAAGUGGAAAAGUAAUAAAAGCAAGACCUGGUUUUCAUUUUUUUGCAACGCAAAAUGAUGCAUCAUAUGCAAAUCGUCACCAAUUACCUGUUUCAUUACGUAAUCGUUUUCUUGAAGUUCAAUUUGAUGAUUUUCCAGCAAAUGAAUUACCAGAAAUUAUCUAUGAACGUAAUGAAUCAGGCAAAGAAAAGCCAAGAUGUUUGAAAAAAGAUUCAACUGAAAAAUUGUCCAAUUUUUAUCAUAAACUUAUUAAAAAACAAUCAAGAAUAACAUUUCGUGAACUUGUUAAAUGGCUUCAUCGACAUGCAAUAUUUUCACCUGAUAAAGAACUUUGGCCAGUUAUUGGUGCAUCACUUUUAGCUGUCAAAUAUCCAUUUGAAAGUUUAAUGAACGAAUCUUUAAUGCAAGAUUUAAGAGCAGUAUGGCCAAAUAUAACUUUAUUGAAAAAUCCAACAAUUGAAAUACGAUCUGUUGGCACUAGUGCUCGUUUUCGAGAGGCUGAUCUCUAUGUUGAUAUACCAAAUAUGUCACUAAACAAUAGUAUUGUACCAACAUCACCAGAAUCAUUUCAUCGUUCACUUGUUCGUCUUGCUCUUGCUGUACAUGCUAAAGAACCUGUUUUAUUUGUCGGACCAACAUCAUGUAAAACAUUACUUGUUGAAACGUGGGCUCGAUUAUCUGGCCGUUCUGAUGAACUCAUCAAAGUUCAUUUAACACCGGACACAGAAGCAGGUAAUUUAAUUGGAGAACUUCAACCAUAUUCAUUUCUUGAUUUACUCAAACGUUUACCGGCUAUGGCCGAACGUAUUUAUAUUCGUUUUCGAAGUCUCUAUCGACAUGAAAAGAAAACAUUAAAAUUAGCACAACAAGAUUAUGUUUCUUUACAACCGCUUACUGAUGCGAUUAGAAAAGACCUUCCAAAAGCUAUCGCUGCUUUUGAAAAAGCUUAUUCACUUAGUGAAGAACGUCGUCAACAGAAAGAUGAAAUAGUCGAUGAUUUCGAUGAAAUCAUUGCAAAAGCUAAAGAACGACAGGCAUCCCUACCCGACGCACCUAUUCAAAGUAAUUUUCUUAAUGUUAAAUCAUCACUAUUAAAAUCUUCAUCUGGAAAAAAUUCACCUAUGCCGCAUUUUGCACAAAAACUAUAUGAUGAUGAUGAUGAUGAUUUAGAUAUGGCGUUGUUAGAUAUGAAUAUGACAAAUCCAAACUUUACGUAUGGCAGAAUAAAUGAUGAAACUAAUACUUCUGCAGUUUUAAAUGAUAACUUUGCAGACUUUAAUACUACUACUGAUUUAAAUGAUGGUUUUGGUGGUUGUAACAAUUUAAAUACUCAUAGUUUAGCAUCAAAAACUAUAAAUAAAGUUACAGUACAAACUCUAGAUGAUGGUUUCGGUGGCUUUAUUUCCAAAACGGAUGAAAUUUCACUAUCAAAGUCAACAAAUAGAAUUACAAUAAACACAAUAGACGAUGGUUUUGAUAGUUUCAUUUCGAAUGUAAAUCAAAGUUUAGUAACAAUAUCUGACAAUCCAACUGUAACAAAUACAAUUGACGAUGGUUUUGAUACAUUUGUUCCGCCACCAACAACUACUCAGGUGCAACUUAUGAAUCAACUCGAUGAUGGUUUUGAUUUACUUCAAUAUGUAACUACAUCAAAAGAGACACAAGAAACAUCAAUAAUUACAAGCGAUGAACAAGACAAUACUGUUCUUAAUGAUGGUUUUCCAAGCGUAGUUACAUCAAGUGUAUCUAUAAAUAACAAUUCAUCUUCACCUCAAUCAUCGCUUUCUAUGACUUCAACUAAUAAAAUAGAUUUUCCUGAAGAAUUAUUACAAAUUAUGUCAGAUAUUAUUGAAAAUUUUAAAUCAAUAUUUGGACAGACAACCUAUGCAUCAUUCAUAUCAAAAGAUGCAGCAUUACGUGACUAUCACGAUAAAUUUCUUAAAGUUUGGGAUUGUCUCAAAUCUCCGGCAUUCGAUCGUAGUAAACCAAUUUUUCUUUUCAAUGAUGGGCCAGUGACAACAGCAGCAAAACAAGGUUCUAUUUUAUUUCUCGAAGAUCUUGAUCUACCAAGUCAAGCUGUCAUUGAACGUCUUAAUUCAAUGCUUGAACCAAGUCCAGCAUUCGCAUUAACUGAAGAUAUUACUAGUCAAGUUGAUAAAGGUCAAUUAGAUAUUAAUCUUCCAAAUUAUUUUCAAAUAUUUGCUAGUGUUCAUCAAGAACAAAGUCAUCAAUUACUCAAAUUAAGUCCAGCCACACGAUCACGUUUCACAGAAAUUCAUAUACCAUCUUAUACAGAUUAUGAUCUUAAAAUACUUGUUAAAGCUGAAUUAAAUAAAAUAAAAAUAGAUGAGAAGGAUAUAGGCGACAAGGAACUUGAAUCAUUCGUUAAUACAAUGUUUUCAUUACGUCAUAAAUUAAUCCAUGAUACAGAAUGGAAACUUAAAAAUGAUAUUCAACUACUAUUUCGCUGGACAGAUUUCAUUAAAAAUCAUGAUCAAAAACUUGAACUUACUCACCGUAUGUUACUCGGUGCUCGUUUCUUCUAUUUUGAUCAAUUACCUAUGCCGAGACAGGCUUCUAUUUUUGAAGAUUGGCAUCACACUUUGUCAUCUACAACUGUAUAUAAGAAUUAUGAACAUAUUUUUAAAGCACCUGAUCAUACGCACGGAGCAUUGACGCUCGACUUGAUUAAAUCAAAUGAAACAUCGAUAAAAUUACCAUUUGACGUUGGUCAUAAUUAUGUUAGUUUAAAUUAUACUCGUGUACGAUAUAAAUUUGAAUCAAAUGAUGAAAAAAUUGAUAUUGAACAACUUAAAAAGAAACUAACAUGUGUACCUACACCAACAUUACUUAAUCAAAUAGCAAGAAUAUUUGCUGCUUCAUCAUCAAAAACACCUCUUCUUCUCGAAGGUCCACCCGGUAUUGGUAAGACACAAGUCGUUACACAAGUUUGUCAACUAUUAAAUAAAGAAUGUGAACGUAUAAAUUUAUCAUCAAACACAUCACUUGAUCAAUUAAUUGGUUGUAUUAUUCCUCGAUUUAUAAAUGGUAUUAGAACAUUUCAAUGGCAAGAAGGUCGUGUUUUAUCAGCAAUUAAAGAAGGAAAAUGGAUUCUUUUCGAUGAACUUAAUUUAGCUACACCUGAAGUUCUCGAAGGUCUUACGCCUCUAUUUUAUCGAGGUAUAACUGAAUUUCUUGUACCAAAUACAGGUGAAAAAGUUCCAUUGAAAAAUGUUCUUGUAUUUGCUACUAUGAAUCCAUCAACAAUAGGUGGUGGUCGUAGUAAAUUACCUCGUUCAAUUAGUAAUCUAUUUACUAUUGUUCAACUUGAUGAUUAUUCUGAAGAAGAAUUACGUAUUAUUCUUAAUAAAAUAUUUGAUAAAGAAUUAAGCGAAGAUAAAACAAUUACAAUGUCACAAAUUGAAUCAUUAUUUGAUAUGCAUACAUCACUUAAAUUACUUGUUCGUGAAGGAUCACUUGGGCGUACAGGUGGACCAUAUGAACUUAAUUUACGUGAUUUAACAAAAUUUCGUGAUGUAUUUCGUGGUUCAAUUAAAAGUCAAUUAUUUCAUUAUCAAUAUAUAAAUACAACUGAUGAUGAAAACCAUGAUAUAAUGCAAACAUCGCAAUCUGAUGAUAUGAAAAAAUCAAAUGAAUUAAAUCAAACUAUGAAUACAUCGUAUGCAAGUUUUUUAUCGAUACGAAAAUUCGCUCAAGUUGCUUAUGCAUGUCAAUUUCAAGAUCAAACUGAUUUUACUAAAGCAUGUGAAAUGAUAAAUACAAAAUUUCCAAUUAAUGAAACAUUAAGUAAACGUGAAAAUGACUGUUCAAUUGAUACAGCUGUUGCUAGUGUUGUUCGUAUUGGUUCAAUUUAUAUUAAUACAGGUAGUGAAGAUAUAUCACCAUCUAAUAUUGGCCUUAUUCAUACAAAGAAAACUAUUCGUCAACUUGAAUUACUUGCAGCAGCAUGUCAAUCAAAACGAGCUAUUCUUCUUGAAGGUGAUAUUUGUUCUCGAAAAUCUUCUCUUGUUAUAGAAUUAGCUCGUAUAACUCGUAAUCGUCUUGUUAUUAUUCCAUUACAUGAAAAUUUUGAAACAACUGAUUUAAUUGGUUCAUGGUUACCAACUGAUGAUAAUCAAUCAAAUGAAUCACCUGUAUUUGAAAAAAUUGAUAAAAUGUUUAAACAAAUUAUUAAAGAUUUAUUUCUAUUUGUUAUGCCGUUAUUAUUUGAUAAUAGUAAUAAAUAUGUUUUUGAUAAAUAUCGAACUAUUCUUCAAACACGUUGUAAAAAUUCAUUUGUUAAACGAACUGAAACUAUAAAAGAAGAAAUUCAAGCAUUAAAUGAUACAAUGACACUUAUGAAUGAUAUAUGUAAAAUUCCACAAAUGCCAAAUGAAGUAAAAUUACGACUUUCAUGUUAUUCACGUCAAGCUGAAAAUUUCAUUACGAAAUUAAACAUCCUUCGUAUUACUGGACAACAAGAAAUAGGUUUUACAUUUGUUGAAUCAGAAUUUAUUCAAGCUAUACGAGAAGGUUGGUGGGUUCUUUUAGAUAAUGUUAAUAGUGCACCACCAGAUGUACUCGAACGACUUAAUUCACUUACUGAAGAUAAACCAAUGUUAUCAUUAUAUGAAAAUUCAAAGGGAGAAGUACUUAGAGAAAAUGAAAGUAUACAUCAAAAUUUUCGUCUAUUUACAACAGCUAAUCUUAAUCGUAUAUAUUCAAAUAAACUUUCAUCAGCUUUUCUUAAUCGUGUUAUACGUAUUUGUUUACCACAAAUUGAUGAUUUUGAUAUUAAAACAAAUAGUGAUCCAACAACAAGUGAUUUAUAUGAACUAAUUUCAACACAAUUAGCAACAAUUCCAGCUGGAAAAGAGCUUGCUCAUUUACUUAUGUUAACACAUCUGAAUGUUAAACAAGAUGUUAAAGAUAGUCUAUUAACAUAUCCAAGUGAUUUUUCUGUUACAUACCGUCUUUUAGAACAAUGUAUUCAUACAAUAUUCUAUUUAAUUAGUCGUAAAAUAAAUCCUGUUGAUGCAUGUUAUUGGUCAUUAAUACGUUGUUAUUGUUCAUCAUUACAAAAUCAUCAUCAAUUUAAAUCAUUUAUUACUAAAUUACAACAAACAAUAGAUAAACUUAAUUUACGUUCAUCAUCAACAGUUUAUUCAACAGCAUCGGAUGAACUUGAUCGUAAACAAGCCUUAUGGAUUCAAGAAUCACAACGUAUUCGUUCGAAAUUUGUUUCAUUUGAACGUUAUCUAGUUGAAUUAAUAUUUAAUAUGAUUAAAAUAUUAGCAUAUGAUAACAAAUUAUCUAAAUUAUUGUGUUCUCUAUGUAUAUUAUUUAUUGAUAAUAUUCUACUACUAAUGUCACCAUCUGAUCCAAAUCUUAUUCAAUUAAAACAAACAUUAAUAAAUAAUGAUAAUUUACAAAUCGAUUUAGAUAAAUUAUUAACUGACUUAAUGCAACAAAAAAAUAUUUCAAUUCAUAUUGAUUUAAAACAAAUGACAAAUAAAGGACAAUUAAUAAAAAGACUUAUAUCUGACGGAUCACUUUGGUUAUAUUCAACAUGUGAAGAAAUAAGUACAUUACUUGAAUUAUUUAUACGUAAUACAUCAUUUAAUGAUACACAUGAACGUCUUGAAUUUCUUCAACGAGCCGUAUCAAUCAUUGAUGUAUUUCAUCAAUUUUUUAGUUCAUCAAUCUUUGCAUCAUUUGAUCAAACAAUUGAAUUAACACGUUUAUGUUCAAGUGUUAUACAAUAUAUUCGACCAUUACUUACAUAUCAAGAUAAAUGUUCUGCAUAUGUAAUUUUUCAUGAUCCAGCAUUUAUUGAUGCUAAAUAUCAAUUUCGUUUACAAUUAUUUGAAAAUUUUGAUAGUGGUCUUAUUUGGUCAUUUGAACGUGCACAAUCAUUUCCAAUAAGAUCAACAAGAAAAGAUCUACGUAAACUUAUUGAACAUAUGUUUAAUGCAAAAACAAAUACAGUUAUGAUGAAACCAAUUCAAUAUUUUGCUACACUUCUCGAAUGGAUUACUUUACAAUGGACAUUUGAUGAUUAUCUUACAAUAAAAUUAAGUAAUAAAAUGACAACAAUAAUUGGAGCUGUUGUACGUGAUUUACCAUCGGAAUCAAGUUCAAUAAAUACAAAGUAUUGUCGUUUAAAAAACGAACUUGAAUUAAAACAAGCAGCAUUAGAUCAAUGUAAAGAAAAUAUUCAAGAACUUGAAAGUCAAAUUAUUGAAUCAGAAUUAAUAAAUCAAAAUGAUACAAAUGUAACUAAUCGAGCAAUGCCAAAUUUACGUUCAAGAUUAUCACGUGAUAUAUCGAUUAUUCAUCCAGAUGAAAAUCCACUUAAUAGUCGCUUGAAUACACUUAAACAAGAACAAAUUAAAUUAAAAUCAGAAUUAGAUAUGUUAAAGAAUGAUUAUUAUCAAUCUUAUGAUACUCGUACAACAGCAUUAGAUAAAGCAAUAGCUGCACGUCGAAAUUUGAAUGAUGAAAUCAAAAAUUUACUUGAAUCCGAUGCUUAUAAAUUUGUUCGUGAACAACUUGAAAAGCCUGAUGCUAAAGAACUCAUUUAUUUUUUACGAUUAUUAAAUGAAGCUCGAAAGAAUUCAACAUUAAUUAAUCGUGAAGGUUUACUUGAUACUCGUGCUGUAUUAGCUACAUCAUUCGGUCGUGAAUUAAUUGAACAUGAUGAUAUUCUUGAAUCAUCUUUAGCAUUUUUUCUUGUUGGUUAUUAUUUUCUUCCAUACUUUGAUCAACAAUAUCAAUUUUAUAUUAUUUCAAAUUGGGAACAAAUUAAUGAUGAUAUUGAUAUAAAUACAUUAAAUCCUCAUGAUUUAAUUAUUUAUUGUCCAAAUAAAAAUUCUUAUGAAUGUUGUCUAUUAUCAACAACAAAACAAAAUAAUACAAUAUCAAUUACUAUAUCAAGUAUACAACAAAUAAAUACUAAUCAAUUACGUACUGUAUUAAAUGAAUCAUUACCUGAUGGAAUUCACUGUCAUAUUAAACAAAACAUAUUUGAACAUAUAAAAACAACAAUGACAGAAAAUGGACAAGAAUUAUUUGGUUUAGCUUGUUUAAUGCAUUUAUAUCAAGGAGAUGAUAUAACACUGUUAAAAAUUCGUGAAAUUUAUGAUCAAAUUAAAGUUAUAUUUAAUGAAUUAAAAUAUUUUGUUGAACAUAAUGCAGCUGAAUAUAAAUCAUUAACAGUAUUAAUGUAUCAAAAUAUAAAUAGAUUUCAAACAGAUUUAGAUUCCCUUAUUCAAUCAGCUAUUUCUGAUGAUUUAUGGAUAACAUCAAUUCAACAAAUGUGGAUAUUUAUUAAACCAUAUCAAGAAAAAUUUUCAUCAACUGUAGCACAAAAAAUUCAAGAAGAAUUACAAUAUUCUAUACAAUCAAUUGAACCACCUAAUUUAAGUAGUCGUUUAACAUCAUUAGGUUAUUUAGAACCAUUAAAAGAAAAAUAUGGUUGUGUACAUAUGAUUAUUCAACAUUUAGAAGAAGGUAUGAGUUCAACAGCUAUUGAAAGUAUUCCUGAAUUUAAUAUAUUAUUUAAUUUUGUUAAUAAAAUAUUAAAAUUAUUAAAAUUAAUUGUUCAACAUACAAUAUUUGGUAAAGAUGAUUUUAUUUACGAAUUAUAUGAAAAUACACCAUAUGCAAUUAGUCAUUUAGAACAUAUUUUUCAGUUAACAUUAUCUGUAAUUGAUAUUGUUAAUAAUCAAUUACAUAUUGGUGUAACACAAACAGAAUCCAUAUUCAAUGAUUUACAAAUAAAACUUGAUGAAUAUUUAUUAAAAUUAAAAUUUAGUAAUAAACUUUUAAUAAGAUAUAAUCUGACAAAUUUUAUUCGACCACUAGCUUUAUUAUUCGAUCCAAAUCGACGUUUAAUUACAAUAAAUAAUACAUCAAACGAUAUAACUAAUGAAAAUUCAUCUAUAACGAGAGAUCCACUUGAACUACGUAAAAAACAAAUGCAAUCACAAAUUAAUGAAACAAUAAAAAGAUUAAAAGAAAAUUUAAUAAUUGCGAGUCAAUUACCUAUACAACCACAACCAAUUAUUCAACGUAUUCAUACAGCUUUACAUAAGUUAAAAACAUUCGAUAUAAAUCAAGAUACAGAAAAGAAUUUUAAAUGGCUUAUACAUGAAGAACGAACAUUAGCUGAUCUUCUACAAAACUUCAUUCAAGAAAUAAAUCAAUAUACAACAUCUAAUGUUACUUUACCUGACGAUGAACCUAUUCAUGAAAUCCAUGAAGUCGAGCUUAGUUUACAAAUGAACAACACUCGUACAUUAAAUUAUGAAAAUGAAUUAAAUAUUUUACAACAAAAUAUUAAAAAUAGUAGUCAAGGUAAUCAAUUCAAUGAAUUAAGUAAUGUUAUUCGUCUAACAAAUGCACAUGUGUCAAGUCAAACAUGGUUACGUGCUGCAUCUCUUUUAAAAUCGAAUAAUAAUGAUGAACUUCGAGAUACAUUAAUGAAACUAAAUAAUGAUUUAGCUAUGCAACUUGAACGUGGAUUAAAUAAUGAAGACGAUAAAAAUAUAUUGAUGGAUCAUUUUGCCUUUGCUUAUGCACAAUUUCGUUCUGAUAUACUUAAUGUCGAAGCUGAACAAGGUAUGCUUUCAAAUUAUAUUGAUAUUGCUACACUUGCUAAUAGUAUUCAACAAUGGACAAAAAAAACAAAUCUUAAUGUAUUUAAUAUGUUUGAUAACAUUAAAAAAAUUAGUGAUGAUUUAAAUAUUACAGAAAAUCGUAUGCAAAAUUUUACAACAAACGUUAGUUGUAGUUUAUUACCAAUAGAUAUUCGACCGGAAGAUCUUAUCUGUUUAUUUAUACCUGAAUAUACAACUGUUAUGCUUACUAUUUGUGAAAAAUUUAAUCAAAUUGAUGAAUUUCUUAGUGGACGUAUUAACAAAAUCGAACCAUUACAAUUACCAUCAUUUGUAUCAUCUAAUGGAGCAACGAAUGGUUUAUCAAGUUUUACAUAUCGUGAUAAAUCAAUCUCAACACCACUAUUUGAUAAACAAAAACAUAUUGUUGAAAUACGUAAUUAUUCAACUACAUUUAUUCAACAAAUAAUAGCUUUAUUUAUGGAACCAAAAAUUCAAACAGAUGGAUUAAUGAAUGUAUCAAUAAGUGUUAAAGAAUUGUUUCCUAUUCAAAUAGCACUUUCAUUUGCAUUAUUAAUUUUAACAGAUUGGAUAGCUUUGAAAUUAGAUGAUUUUAAUGAACAUAUACAUUUACUUACGAUAACAACAUUAAAAGAAAAAGAUGUUGAAUUACAAAAAAUGAAAACAAAUAUUUAUCAUCUUGAGCAAGAUAUUAAUAAAGAUGAAAGAAAUUUAGAAAAAAUUUCUAACGAUUAUGAAAAUGCUGAAAUUGAUCGUGAAUGUAGUAGAAAUGAAGCAUAUUCUGUUCGUGAUCGUUUACAACAAAUAGUAGAUAGAUGUCUUAUAGAUAAAACAAAUCUUGAACAACAAAUUAAAAAGAAAAAAGAACAACUUUCUAAUGAUCAACUUCUUCUCCAUAAUGAACUAAUAAUGUAUAAAAGUAGACUUAAACAAGAACAAGAUCAAUGGCUUUUCGAAGCAGUUCACUAUUUAAAAGUUAUAUCAGAAAAACUAAUUACAUGUAUUACUGAUGCAAUCAAUAAACCUAUGCCGAACAACAAAUCUCAAACUGAUAUUACUACACUAUUAAAUAACAUUGUUGAUUUUUGUCGACAAAAUUUACUUGAACCAACGAAAACAAAUCUUAAUAGUACUAAAAUUCAACAAAUGAAAGAUUCUAUUAUUUCUGAAUUAAAUAAUAUAAAAACACAUGUUAAAGACAAAAUAGUUGAUAAUGAUCCAAUGUAUUCAUUUAUUUUCUUUUAUUGUGAUUUAAUAUGUAUAGGUCUUGAUUCACUUAUUCAUUCGACAUUAAGUUGGAAUAAAUAUAUUGAUACAUUAAAAACAACACAAAUGAUUGAAUAUGGAAAAACUAAGAAAAAAAUUAUUUUAUGCGAUUUAAAUCAUUGUACAAAUAAUGAAUGUAAAAUAUUUCUUGAUCAAGUUCGAAGUGGUGCAGAACAAACUAAAGUAUUAAAACAUGCAUAUGAUAUUAGUCAUCAAGUUCAUACAGAAGUAACAAAAUUAGAUAUGGCAUUUACUGGUCAAUAUAGUAGACAUAUACAAUAUUUAAUUAGAGAAUUUAAACGAUUCGUUGGUAAUUUACUUUAUGCUGGAUGUCUCUAUUCACAAUUACAAUAUGGUAUUCGAGAACCAUUUAGUGAAUAUCUUGUUGGCAUUGAAAAUGAUAUAAUUAAUUCAGGUUUACCAAAAAGUGAAUCUGACUUACUCAAUUUAUUAGAAACAUGUGAAAUGCAAUUGAAAAGUCAUAGUGAUGCACUUCUCUAUCAAACAUUACAUAUUGCAUUUACAUUUAGUUCAAAUUCAUUUAGUCUAUUCGAUGAAAUUAAUCGUUCUAUAAAAGAAUUAAUUCAAUUUGUUUUACCAUCUGCUCAUUUAAUUAGUCGUUCUUGGUUAACAAUUGAUUCAUUAAUUCAUAAAAUAUGCCAAUCUGUAAUCGCUGAAGAAGGUGAAAUAUUAAGAGAGAUCUGUAGAGAUUUUUCAAAAUUUACUGAUGAAACAUCCGAAAUUAAUAAUCAAAGUGAUUUCAUUAAUAAACAACUUGAAUCAAAUUUAUUGAAAAUAAUCUGGGAACAUAUUGAAAAACUUGCAGAAAUUCUUGUUAAAAAUCGACCAUCAAUGAAAACUUUCAAUGAAAAUCUGCUUAAUCGAUGGCAUAGAACAAUGAAAGAAAUCUUUCGUGGAUUUAUUCAAACACGCAAAUUUAAUAUUCAACGUCAACUUGAAUGGAAUCAACGAAAUUUUAAACAAACUAAUACAUUAUUUAAUAUUGAAGAUGCAACGUCAAAUAGGAAAACAAGUUCUGUCUAUCGAUUAGCUGAUAUUGAACGAGCACUUCAACAAAAAAAUCGUCUUCUUGCCGAUGUCGAUGAUGAUCAUCGAUCACUUCGUUUAAAUCGAUUACAACAUCUUGCAAUAAUCUAUCAAUUAAUUGUGGGUGGAAUCAAUAAUUUAGAAACAAUACUAAUGAAUAUGCCUCUUCAUCAUGUUGAUUCAUUAUCCUUUUUUAAAUUAUUAAAUUCAACACGUGAAUUAUACAAAAUUAGCGAAACAAAUCUUCUCGAACAACCACUGAUUCAUUUUAUUAAUGAUGAUUCUAUAUUUACAAAUAUUUUUCAAUUACUCGAUGGAAUUUAUCGAUUAGAGCAAAGUGUAUUUCAAGAUUUGUAUGAUGCUGCUAAAGUAGAAAUGGAAAAUCGUUUCAAUCAAUUUCAAAGUUCUAUUAAAUUUAAAUCGAUUCUCGAUAUAAUUAAAUCGGAAAACGAUAAAUGGAAUAAAAACGGCGAGAAUUUUAUUCUUUUACGUAAAGAAAAACGAAAAAAAAUAUCAUUAAGAGAUAUAAAAGCUCGUUUUAAAUCCACUUGGAUAUACAAGAAUGUUAUUUCGCAUUUACCAUUGGUUGAUCAUUCCAGUUCUCCGGUUAAUAUUGAUACAUUGUUUCAGAUUUCUGCUAGUGAAAUAUUAAUGUAUUUGGCAUAUCAUCAGAAGGGUAAUGAUUAUGCUUUCUCAUUGCCACCUCAAGAAGAGGUGCAAGAACUUAUUAAACUACAUAGUCGUUAUAAAAAUUUAUUUAAACUAAGGCCAAUAGAUAAAAUGUUAUCUCUAGAAUCUGGAAAUAUUUCACGGCUUGUAAUUAAAUAUUCAGGUGCUCAUUUAACUAGAAUCGAUUUACAACUGUUGAUAAAAGAUAAUCAACAACCUAAGUAUACUAUUUCUUCUGAUCAAAUACCCUCCGAUACUAAUACUCUGGAAUCCACUCAAGUAAAACAAGAGAUUAAGUACAAUAUUGUCUCUGAAAUACCAGUUUUUCUGCAUUCCAAAGACAAUGUAGUUAAAAUAUUCAUUUCACUACCAUCAAUUGAUGCCAUCAGUAUUAAGAGAGACAAUCAACAAAUAUUACAACUAGAAUGGUGGAAUUUUUCCAUUAAUCAACGCGAACAUUUCAUUGAUCAAUGUUUGAGUAUCAAGUAUUUUCGAAGUAAUGAGCAAUUCUAUAUUAGUAAAUUAAAUUUGGAUACUGAAUCAGCGAGUAAUAUUUCAUAUUCGAGUGAAAUCAAACGAAAUUUAACCGAUUUAGAAGAACAAAUUAAGAAUCAAAUGAAUGAAAUGAGUGAUUGUGAAGCAUGGAAAACAUUGAUUACCAAUACCACAAUGCAAAAAUUUGAAAACAACAUGGAUCGAAUUGUUCAAUUGAGUCAAUGUUUACAAUUAACAUCGAAUGAUGUAUUAAAUCCAACAAAUAUUUAUAAUCUAUUCAACAAAUUACCUAACUCAGACAUACAAAAUACUUUGUUAGAUCUGAUACCAGUGAAAGAUUUCUCAGCUGUGCCACAAGAUAUUCGUAUUGUAGAGGAUUUCGAUCCAGCUUUAGAAUACGAAUUUAGUCAUGUGUGGACUCGAUCAAUGGAUCGUUCCUUUCAAUCGGUUAUUAAAUGUCGUGAUCAAGUCUAUUUCAACAUAUAUUUGUAUGUCGAUCAAUUACGUUUAAACAAAUGCCAGUUGUUUCUAUUAUAUGCCUGUGCUAAUACAUUGUCAAAUAAUAUGACUAGUAGUAUUCAAUCAGAUUUUAAUAACAUGUUAGCAGAAUGUACUAAAUUUUGUAAACUUAAAUAUUUGGAUAGACCAGAAUAUGUUAGACAUUUAGAAGAAUGUCAACGUCUCAUAUAUGAAGCACAACGAAUUCAUCGUACAAUGAAACGAUCAUCGAACAAUUGGACAGAAAUAAAUGAUCUUUUUGAUUUAUCAUCAUUUAAGAUUGAAACUGAUCUUAGUAAUGCUUUUCUGCAUUCACAAAUGAGUCGUGAUACUCACAUGUGGUUAGUUGAAAAGAUCGGAUCGGAUACAAUACCAACAAUAAUAACAUGUCAUCCGAAACCAGCUAUACUUGAUUUUGGUGUUACACUUCCUGAUAUUCAUCAACGAAUGAUCCAACGAAUAUAUAUUCAUAAUAAAGUUGAUCGUGAUUUAAAAGUAAAAAUCGAUCGAAGUACUAAACCAACAGAUACACCAUUUGAUGUUACGAAUGAUAAUCUACAACUAGCAUCGGGCGAUAUUUGUGAAUUAGAAGUUAUCUUAAGACCACCAACAAAUAUUUGUAAUUUGAAAGAAAGUUGGGAUCUUAUUGUUAAUGAUCAAACUAAACUUUUGAAUACACUUCAAGUACAAGUAGAAAUCGUAGAAAUCGAUCUUAAAAUAUCAUCAGAGACAAUUGAUUUUGGUGUAGUAGCGUGUAAUAGCCAUCGAAUAGAAAAAAAUAUUCAAUUGGAAAAUAUUCUUCCAUGUUCAGUUCAUGCUAAAGCACAACUAAGACUACCUGAAACUCAUCAAUAUGAUUCAGUUCUAACCAUAAUCAAUAAUGAACUCACUAUACCACCUAAAUCUAAAAUAUCUUUUGGUAUCACAUUAGAAGCAUCAAAAAAUAUCGAAGAAAUCAUUGAAACAGAUGUUUUUGUGGCAAUAAAUUCAUCUAAAAAUAUUAAAGCAAUUAAAAUUAAUGCUAAAAUUCAACAACAUUCACUAGAAAUUCGUUAUCAAGAUCGAACAAUUGACAAAAAUCAAUCUCAAUAUGUUUUAACCAUGAAUAAUUUCUAUCAAGGCGAACGAAGAACUUUACCUAUUGAAUUUAUUAAUAAUGGACCAGUUGAAUAUACACUUCGUCUAAAGUCACAAUCCAUCAAAUCAUCCAUUAGUGAAUUACAAUUACCAGUCAAUAAAAAAGAAAAUAUUAAUUUAGAAAUUCAGAUGCCUAAUAACUGUAUUUCACAAACAUUUAAUCUCGAGAUUGGAUUUCUCAGUAGUAGACAUCAGUAUUAUUUGGUGUUACAGUGUGAAACAAUUGAACCUACAAUGACAUAUACAACUUCCAAUCCACAAAACAAGCAUAUAAUAUCUAUUAAUCAAAAGGGUGACAUGGAUCUCAUUCAAGAUAAAACUCUCGGUACUUUACAACCCGUUAGUCAAGAAGUAAAAUUUAAAAAUACAAGUAGAGCAACAGCAACUUUCCAUUUCUUACAAGUCACCAAUGCACAAAAUCCUUCAUUGUCAUUACCAUCACGUUUCAAAAUUAUGCCUGACAAUGUUAUUAUGAAGCCGAAUGAAAAUGUACUAGUGCAAUUUAUUUAUUAUCCAAUCGAUUUGCGACCAUUCAAUGCUAACAUACAACUAAAAUCAAAUACUUCAAUUCAUCCUAUUAAUAUUCCUUAUAGUGUUGAAUAUCAUACACCUAUCUUGCAAACAGUACCAUACAGUGUUAUCGAUAUUGGAUUAAUUAAAUCAGGUAUUAUUUCAAAAAAAGAAUUUUUAAAAGUUAAUAAUAUCGGUAAAAACGCUUUACGUUUUGAAAUGUGUGCAUUAAAUUAUCAAGAGAAAUUCGUAAAAGCAAUUCAUAUCCAAAAAACAGGAUCGAAACAGAACUCACAAGAUCCUAUUCAGAUUAUUAAAAUCUCUCAAGAUGGAUUUACUUUUCUCGAUAUCAGUAUGGAAUGUGAUCAAGUCAAUUUACCACAUGAAUAUGAUACAAUUAGACUAUUCGAAUUUGAAUUAGUAAGUCUAUGCGAUCCUGUUAUUAAUAUCGAUAGUAAACUUGACAAUCGUCGAGUAAAAAUUGUCAUUAUCGGACAUCUGAAACCAUUACCAACACUUGUUCCAACAACAGAAGAAAAUUCUAAAGAAUGGUCGUCACUUGAAUUAGUACCUUCACAAUGGCUUCAUUAUUUUAGUAAACAAUAUGAAAUGUAUAAACCAUAUACAUCAUUAAUAAUUCUUACUACUAUUGCUUAUAUAUGUGGCUCACAAAAAACAAAAGAUCAUGAUUUACCAUUGACAUUAGAUGAUUGGAAAAAUUUUUGUUUAAAUCUUAAUUUAGAUCCUGCAAAGACAUCUCAAGAGCAAUUGAAAUUAAAUGAUUUUGAUGAUACAAACACAAUUGGUCGUGCUAUUGAUAAUGUAGUUAAAUAUUUUCGAUUGUCAUUAAAUAAAUAUAUUUCAUAUUUUCAAAAUUCUAUUUUAUUUCAUAAUUCAUUUGCAAACAAUGAUAGUGUACGACUGCAACUUUUUAGUGUUAUUAAUUCAGCGGCUAAUGUUGAUGAAGCUUAUACAAUGCAACUAUAUGCAACAAAACUUUGUGAAAUCUAUGAAACGUCUUCUCCUGAAAAUGUAUCACAACAAGCUAUUAAAUUUAUCUAUCAUUGUAUUGCUAAUGAUAGUGCAAUGGCAGAAAGAGUGCGUGUGUUUAGUAAAUUUAUUCGUGAUGCAGCUCAUCCUUCGACAACAUAUAAUAUAAAUGAAGAAUUAAAAAAACAUAUUCCAUUAACGAAUACAUUCGGUGAAUUAUUAAAAAUGAUGAAUGAUUCAUUUAGUGUUAAAUGGACUAUACUCUUUGCAUUAUUUUCUGCUAGAGUAAAAAAUAUUUUAGUUAAAUUAAUUAAUGUUGAUUAUCAAACUCUAUUAGAAAUACAUUUAAAAUUAUAUGGUCAAAAAGAAAACAAUACUUUACAAGGAUCAUUACUGAAUCUAAUGGAUAAAGCAUAUAAUCUAUGGAGUUCAUUAUCUGAAACUGAUAAGUUUGAGUAUCUUGUAUCGAUUUUUGGCGAACAUAAAACAUUAUAUGCAUUAAUAACAGGCAUUUCAGCUACAAACCAAGCACAUCUAAACGAUAUUGUUGACAUUACAGGAGUUAUUUUGCAAAAAUUCAUUCCAGGAGUCAAUUUUUUACCAAUUCAGGAUGCAUUUUUGAAAAAUGAUGGGUAUGAAGUUCGAGAAGCAAUUCAAAAAAUGUCACAUAUUUCACCUAAUGAGUAUGAUUAUUUAGUAUCAGUAAUACGUCAUUUUCGAGAGUCACUACAAAUUUAUACAACCGGUAGCUAUAUGCUCUCUAGAGGUAAUGUUGAAAUUUACUGUAAACUUUUACAUCAUUUUAUACCACUUACUCACAAGCAAAAACUAUUCAUUAAUGAAACUAUUAAAAUUAUUUGGAAUAUAUUAUGUGAAGAAAGUAAAUCGCAAGCAACUAUUGGUAAUAUUGUUACUUUAAUUCUUCAUCUUCUUUAUGUUCUUGAUGAAGAAAAGAGUUGGUCAUCUAUAAACGAUUCGUAUUAUCAACAUUAUAUGAAGCCAAGUUGGAAGAAUAUGCUCAAGUUUAUUUUAACUAUUGGUUGUAAUAACGAAAUUAUUUCAUGUAUUGAAAAUUUAGCAACUGCUCAAACAAAGGAAACUAUGACAGAUUUAAUUUUGAAAAUUGGCUGUUUACUAUCGACGGAUGAUGAGUUAAUUUUAUUUAAUAAAUAUCAAUCUUCAAUUCAAUCUCUUAAUUCGGAUACAGAAUCAAGUGAAAAUUUAUUAGAAAGUAUUCAAAAUAUGGUUCCAAAAGAACUUCAAAAACAAAUUCAAGCUUAUUUGACUACGACGCGUCUAACGAAUAUAAGUAAUAUGAACGAUGAAGAUCAAUAUAAAAUACUUGAUAAUAUUGUUGAUUCAUGGAUAACAUUAUUGAAUAUAAAAGGAGUUGAUUUACGUCGAUUAUUUCAAACGAUUUCAUCCAUUCUUACAUCAUUUUAUGGUCUUAUUGUCUAUCGUCAUAGUUCAUUAAAUGUAGCACUCUAUACAACAAGUUUAACAUCAGCACUUUGUACUCUAUCUAAUUAUCGUCAAAGAACACGUGAGAUAUUGGACAUUGACUUAUCUGCUACUCAUUCAAAUACAAUACCAUCAAUUCUUAAAACUAUUCAAGAAACUCUUCCAAAAAUUCAACCAAAUCAAUCAGCUGUACGUAGCCAAGGUAUCUCAUUUCUUUCUCCUUCAUCAUCGAAUUCAACAUCAGCAUCAACAAAUACAACAACAUCAACAGAAUCUGCUCAAACUUCUUUGUAUUCGGAAGAUAUUUUUAAAAAGAUGCAAGAUUCUGUAAAAAAAUAUGUUCAAUCACCAUCGUCUUCAUCGUUUCGUUUUAGUGAAUCAGAUAAAAUGCAUAUAAUUAUUGUUAAAGCACAUGAUUAUUCUUCACAUGUUACACAAUGGUACGGAGUUUUUACAACAUUUAAUGUUCUCGUUCAUAAUCAAUCGAAUGUGAAUAAUUUAAAUCAAAAUGAAACUGCUCAUCAAAUCGUUGUACGUGGUUUGCAAUUAUUACGUGAUCUUGUUAUAGUUAAAAAAAUUCUUGAACCUGUCUUUUCAAUUAAUGGUGUUCGAUUUUUAAACAAAGAUCUUAGUCGAUUAGAAAAAUGUUUUCUUUCAUUAUCACUUGAAAAUUAUUUUAAAUUACGAGAAACUUUACGACAAUUAAAUGUUGAUGUUAGCCGUAUUAUUAAUGAUUUUCCAUUAGCAUCAAAAACUCUUGUACGAAAAGGUGAAACAAAUAAACGAAAAAUAUUUGAAAUGUUCGAAUCAAAUAUUUCACAACCAUCAUCAACUUUAGAAAAUCAAUCACAAACUAUGAAGAAUGAUGAUAUCCCAUUAACUUUUGAAGAUUGGCAAUCAACAACACGAAAUGAAAAUUCUGAACAAGUUAAAGAUGCGUUAGAAUUAUCGAAAUCAAAACAAAAAUCUAAUAAACGUAAAACUGCUUCUGAUACAAGAAAAAAUCUUCUAUCAAAUAUAGAAAACUUAGCUAAAGAAGCAUCAUCACAAAGUGUAACUAAAAUCGAUGUAUCAACAACAAAUCAUGCAAAUGAUGGAAUACGAAGUACAUGGAAUGAAACAGAUAGAUCAGUCGAUUUUAAUAUUGAUUUACAAAUGAAAGCAAUGCAAGAACAAUUAAAAAAACAACAAAAUCUACUUGAAUUGUAUGAAUCAAUUAAAACAAAAGCGAAACGAAGUCCAAUCGAUGGUAAACUUGAUAAUCGUGCUGCACUUGUUUCAACAAAUCAUCGUGAACGAUGGUCAUAUCAAUUACUUGUUGAAACACCACCUAUUGCUCGAAUGAUAAAUUUAAUUAUAAAAGAAUUUCGUUCCAAAUGGGAAACAUUAAUGAAUAGUAUUAAUACAAAUGAACAACAUGAACUUCAUUGGUGUAUUAUGAUUGAUAAUUCAGGUUCAAUGAGUAUUUAUCGAAAUUCAAUUUAUGAAAUCCUUGUUAUACUUAUGGAAUUACAUCGUAAACUUGAAAGUAAAUUUGCUGUAGCACGUUUUGGUGGACGAAAUAAUCAAAAAAUGUUAAAAAAUAUGGCUGAUCGAUUUACUAUACAAGAUGGACAAUUCGUACUCGAAGCACUAACAUUUGACGAAGGUACAUAUCCAGCUACGGGUCUUGAUAAUAUAUCAAAUCGUGUAUUUGGUGUAUUUGAUAAAAAUAAACCAUCAAAUCCUCUUAUUCAUCGUCUUGUUUUAAUGAUUACUGAUGGUUUAACACAUGAUAAUGAUGAUAAAACAUAUACAGAAACAAUUGAAAAAUAUAAUAUUAAUUUAGGUGUUCUAUUUAUUGAAACGGCUGGACAAAAUACAAGUCAAGUAUUAUUACGUGGUCUUAAGAAAGCUCAACAUCGUAUUGCUCAUGCAAAUGAUAUAGAUCAAUCACCGAAAAUAAUAACACAAUUAAUGUAUGAUAUAGUUAAAGCAUCAAUUAAAACUGAUGAUAACCAGACGACAAUGACAACGACAGCAAAUUCAUUUUCAACAAUUAAUAUUAAAAUACCUAAUAUACCUGAGAAAUCAUUAUUAUACGAUACUAUUAUUCAAAAUUUAUCAUAUGAUUCGGCUAAUCCAACAUCAUAUAUGAUUAGUAGUUCGACAGCAACAAUUCCUCGUUUAAAUCAAAGUCAAUCACAAUUAACAAGUUACUUAUCAUCAACAAUUGAAUAUACUGAUUAUUCAACGAAAGCAUUAACUAAACUUCGUGAAUAUUAUCAUAUAUUAAAAUUAUCAGCAAUGAUGCAAGACAUAGAAAAAAAUUGGAUAUCAGAAGAAUAUCGUGUUUCUGGUGUUAUUGAAGAAGUAUCGACUGUGCUCGGUGAUCUUGUAUUGCCAUAUAAUAAAUUUACACGUCGUCGAGCAGCUCUACGUGGUUCAUCACUUUAUUUACCUGGUUUAAUAAGAGCAAUGACUAGUGAAUGGACAUAUAAGAAAAUAUUUAGUUCAAAAUUAGCUGGUGGUAAACGUGAUCAUGCUGUAUGUCUUGUUCUUGAUGUAUCAACAUCAAUGUUAGGUACACUUAGUAAUGGUCUUAAAGAAGCAAUUAUAGUUCUUACAGCUGCUCUACGUAAACUUGAUUUAACUCAAUUCGGUAUUAUUAUAUUCGGUCGUGAAGUACGUUUGAUUAAAUCGAAUGAACAACCUUGGGAUGCAGCAACUAUUUAUACACUUGUAAAUGAACUUCGUUUUGAUCAAGAUGAAGAUACAAAAGAUGCAGAUGCUAUUGAAGCUGCUAUUGAUCUACUUAGUCAAUGUUCUACACGAGGUGAAAAGAAAAUAUUUAUAUUUACGGAUGGUUAUAGUAAUUGUGGUAAUCGUCUUGCUAUGGUACAACAACGUGCUGAAAAUAAUGGUAUUGAUCUUGUAGCUAUGGCUAUUGGUAUUGAUUCAACUAAUCUUCAAUUAGUUUAUAAACGAUAUUUACAAUGUGCUACUGUUCGUGGAUUAUCAAAAGCUUUACGAGCUUUAUUUGAACAAGAAGCACAAAUUGUUUUGUCUGAAUGGGCAUCAAUAGAAAAUGAUAACAAGCAAGUUACUGAUGAUAUGAGAGACACUAUAUCUAAAGAUAAUCUUUUCGAAGAUAUAUUUUCAAAUAAAGCUUUUAAUGAUAUGAUUAAAGGAUUGGCUGAUGAACGAGAAUUAAUGUUAUCACAAAGUGGUCAACUAGCAUCGAAUAUAACAAUUGAUAUUUGUUUUUGUCUUGAUUGUACUGGUAGCAUGUCACGAUGGUUAGCAGCAGUUAAAGGUCAAAUGAAAACUAUUAUGGAAGGUAUUCAAGAUCAAGUUAAAGUAAAAUAUCCAUCACUUAAACUUCAACUACGUUUUGCUAUUGUUGCUUAUCGUGAUUUGAAAGAUAAGCCACCAAUUAUGAAAAUAGAUUUUACCGAAAAAACCGACGAUGUAAUGGAAUUUUUAAAUAAAAUAACUGCUAGUGGAGGUGAUGAUAUUCCAGAAGAUGUACUCGGUGCACUUGAUACAUGUUUAACAUUAAAUUGGAGUAAAACAAAUGCUCGAUUCAUCGUACUUAUUACUGAUGCACCUGGUCAUGGACCAGAGCUUAAUAACGAUCUUACAAAUGAUCACUAUAAGACAGGAAAUGGUAAACACACAUUGACUGAUAUAUGCGAUCGUCUGUUGAAAAAAAAUGAAGAAAUCGAUCUUAUUUUUUGUGUUAUUAAACCGAAUGCAACGGCUAAAAUGAGGGAUGCAUUCAAAGCUCAAUAUAAAACUAAAGCAAGCGAUGCUGAAAGAGCAUUUAAAGAAAUUGUAUUAUUUAUUACUAAACAACAAGAAGCUGAAUAUAAAACUAAAGAAAGCGAUGCUGAAAGAGCAUUUAAAGAAAUGGUAUUAUUUUAUACUAAACAACAAGAACAACAAGAAGCUCAAUCAUAUCAUUUUGUUUUUGUUCUUGAUGAGUCAGGUUCAAUGACACCACAUUGGAACAAAUUACAACAAGCAUACAACAAUUUUUUGACACGACGUAAUAAUGAUCAAGGCGGAGAUGAUUUUAUUACGGUUAUUCAAUUCGAUGACAAAGCGCAUACUAUUUGUUCGAGACGAAAAGUUAUUGAUGCUCCUCGCACGCUUUCCAUUCGUGGUAAUGGUACAGAUUAUGCAGCAGGUUUGACAGAAGCGACAAGAGAAAUCGAGAAAGAUCAAACAAAAGCAUCGGUUGUCAUGAUUUUUAUGUCGGAUGGUGCCGAUUGUGGUAAUGGUAAUCCCGAACAUAUAAUUAGUCAACUGAAAUCAAAAUACACAAAAGAUCAUAAUUUUAUUUGUCAUACGAUUGGUUUCGGUGAAGGUAUUCAAAAAGGAAGUAAAGAAGAGAAAAGACUUGAUCAAAUGGCGACUAAUGGUGGUGGUAAAAAUUAUAUGGCAGAGACAGGUGAUGAACUGAUUAAAAAGUUUGAAGAUAUUGCCGUCAAUAGUACAACUAGUAGUGCGCUGAUCGAACGUUUCUCUGAAAUUCUUUCUCGAGACAUUAACGCAAAAAUUACUACUGAUUAUUUAUAA